Molecule: messenger RNA, 9758 nt
Organism: Mya arenaria
Lineage: Eukaryota; Metazoa; Mollusca; Bivalvia; Myida; Myidae
Product: E3 ubiquitin-protein ligase znrf2-like
Exons: 4
Coding region: 182-769 (195 amino acids)
Source: RefSeq, a predicted model, not a curated record
CACAUUUGUGUUGGUUCCGUCGCAAAACAAGGAAGAAGAAAACAUGGCGGAUCUAAAUUAUUGUGACAAAAGCCUUUGUGUUUUCCCGAAUAUAUAUAUUUUAAUUCGAUAGUGCUUGAUAAGUGUGCGUAGUGUAUUUAUUCGUUGUUUCGGAUAGCUGUCAGUGUGUAAUUCUCUCACAAUGGGUGCUAAACAGAGUUCUGGGGCUAACACCCCAUCUCGUGUACGAACUUACUCGGGGUCACAUAAUGGGGCUGGUCCCCACGUGGCCAUGGGCGGCUCACAUAGUUCUGGUAGCAGGGCCCGUGCACGUAGCCUUGGGAGUUUCGCCACCCCACCAGCUGGACUGGGAAUACCAUCAUUGGGUAAUGGUAACGGCCCUGGUGCUGUCGGUGGAAGCCCUGAUUCUGACUCUAGUCCUGAUGAGCCAGGACCACUCGGGGUGGCACAUGCACAUGCAUUGCGGAAUAUUACUCAUUCACUUCCAGUUCAUUUAUUUGCUCUUCACGGAAUCAAAUGUCCAGUUUGCUCCAAAUUUGUUCCCCCGGAGGACAUAGAAUGUCACCUUGUAGUUUGCCUCACCAAACCUAGAAUCACAUAUAAUGAUGAUGUAUUAACAGAAAGCAAGGGGGAAUGUGUGAUAUGCUUUGAUGAACUCGAUCAGGGAGACACGAUAGCACGUUUACCCUGCCUUUGUAUUUAUCAUAAGGGGUGUAUCGACAAGUGGUUUGAGAAGAACAGAUCGUGCCCAGAGCAUCCAAAUGAUUAGGAUUGGGCUCUUCCUCAGGACCAGAAAUAACUUGCAACCCACAUCAAGGUCAUGCAUAGGACAUCCAAUCAUCAUCUGCCACUUGCUCAUCAGGGAUUGGUCAAUGAAGUCAUGUGACAUGGUCAUGUGAUCAUUGGGAUUUCCAAAUAUUGGCAUUGUUAUGAAGCUGCAUUAUAUCUGUGACUUUCUGGGUAAAGUGUGCAUUUUUGUGCAGUAAAACACCAUCUUCAGCCUAGAUUCUAAUAACAAAUAUGCAUUCUUUGACAUUUUGGCUGGAUUUGGAUUCUGCAUUAUGUGUGUAUGAGAAUCAUGAAGAAGUCCCCUGAAAAUGAAGGAGCAAUUGAGAAGUGUGAUGGACCCACAAUUGAGCAACACUGUUUGGAUAAACCAGCUCCUUUUUGCAUUAAACAUGAGCAGGACUCAUAGACACAUGGUAAACACCGUAUUUAUUGAUGAUGCCCACAAGAUAAUGAGGUUUUUGUGUUAGAAGCUUACACAGUAUCAAAUUCAAUUUUACAACUGAUGUUACAAAGAAACGGUCUGGAGAAACUGGAGAAGAAGUCUGAAUAUUUUGCUACCUAUAGAGUAUAUUUUGACUAGAAUUAUAUCUGUGAAAUAUUGACCACGGAAGCAAUUAAAAAUUCAUGUGGACUGACACCGAUAAUCCAUAUUUCUUUUCAAUUAUUUGUGGUAUAUUUCUGUUGACAUUUAAAUUGUAACCACAUCAAUAAUGGUCUGUCUUGUUUACUUUCUGAAGAAUGCUAGUAAAAAGCAGAGCUGUUUCUUGUGUUUGAAAUUAUUGAAAAAGUUCUGUUGUAUGUGAUACGGUGUAGGUACCAAUAAAAAUAGUACUGUUAACUUUGAAAAUGACAAUAGUUUUCAGCAAUUGUACAUGUCUUACAUACAAGACAAUUGAAAAUGAAAUAUUAGUUGAAAGGGGCGACUAACAAUUUCCAUGUGAUACAGACACUUUCGUGCUGCUUGUGAUAAAUUCUCUUAUGUACUGCGCAGUGAUUUUGAAAUGGCCCUCUCUCUCUAAUUUAUGGUGACAUAAAGGUUGACAGCGUCACAUCUUGAUUCUUAUGGAGUUAAAUUUAAGUCUUGAUUGUCAAUUUGGAGUCUUUAAUUAAAUAACACAACAUGAAAUAUUGUUGGGAAUUUCUGUAAAAAUAUGUAGUUCCUAUUAUUUCCACUGAUGGACUGACUUCAUCAAUACAGAGCAAUGAAAAUAUAAGGGGCAUGAAAACAAAAUUAUAUUAAUUAUUAAGGUGGGGAAAAGUUUUCUAGACAAACAAUGUAAUGAAAAAACACUAACCUAAUUUUUUUGUGGAGAACAUUAAAAUUUAUUUUUGUGAUAUUUUUUUUUAAAUUAAACAUCAGUGAAAUAGCUAAAAUAAUCACAAGUGAAAGAUAGGGUCAUUUUAAAGUUAACGCAGGUUCGCAGUUUUCUUUGUAGUUCAUAGUCAUGCAUUGAAAUCUAGCCUGUACAUAGUAAUGGCGAUACUAUAUGCCUUGGUUUUUGUGGAGCAUUAUGAACCAUGAAUAUGUUUGAUGUUAUCUGUUUGUUAUACUAGGCCUAAUGCUUUUCAUGGCGGUCUUUAUGACAAUGGCGGAUAUUAAUUUUUGCUGUCAGUUUAGAUGCACAGCUACUGUCCAUAUGAAACGUUACUUAGUUCAACAUGAAACACUCCAUUCAGGAAGGAGAGUUAAUUGUUUUUAUGACUGUAAGAAUUGGUUAACUGUACAGACAACAUAUUGAAGCAUAAAUGGUUUUAGUCUGAUUUUAAUACUGAAAAGCUGUAAAUGGAUACACAGAUAAAUGUAAACAAGUAAGCAUUCUAUAACAAGGGUGUGUUCUCUUACAUAGGUACUAUUAUUAUGUUCCGAACUAUUCAUAUAAUAAAUUUUUGUCUGACGGCAAUAAUACUUCUUGUUAGUGGGCGUAAUGCUAUUUAUACAUUGUAAAAGUGUUAAAAUGUGGAUCGUAGAAAUAGGAAUGCAUUAAAAAUAAUCAUUAUAACAUCAGUGUAUUUAUUUCAUGGCUAUGUAAUGGUGUCUAACAUUGUUGAGAUUUUUGCGCAACUGUUCGCUAAUCUUCAUUUAAAGCAGUUUUGUAUCCAUCGGAUAUCAUUGAAAUUUUAUGGACAAAAACACUUUAACGUAAUUACUACAAUAUGUUGAUAUAUAUGUAGCGUUUUAAAACGUGAAAGCUUUAAUCAGAUAUCAUGUAUACUUUUUCUCCUGGAACAUAUUAACAAGAUCAUGCACAUUAAUGUAAGGAAUGGAUUGACUUUGAAAAGCAUUUUGCUGAUGGUGACAAAUAACAUUUAUUAUGCCCCCCUUCGAAGAAGAGGGGUAUAUUGCUUUGCACAGGCAUGUCGGUAUGUCGGUCGGUCGGUCGGUUGGUCCAUCGGUAGACCAAAGCUUGUCCGAGUGAUAACUCAACAAUUCCUGGACGUAUGGUCAUCAAACUUCACAUGAAGGUUGGGCCUGACCAGUAGAUGACCCCUAUUGAUUUUGGGGGUCAUCGGGUCAAAGGUCAAGGUCACAGUGACCUUUAAUGGUAAAAUAAUUUUAAAGCUUGUCCGAGUGAUAACUCAACAAUGCCUGCACCCAUGGCCCUCAAACUUGACAUGGAGGUUGGGCCUGACCAGUAGAUGACCCCUAUUGUUUUUGGGGGUCAUCAGGCCAAAGGUCAAGGUCACAGUGACCUUGAAUGGUAAAAGGUUGUCCGAGUGAUAACGUGACAAUGCCUGCACCCAUGGCCCUCAAACUUGACUUGGAGGUUGGGCCUGACCAGUAGCUGACCCCUAUUGUUUUUUGGGCUCAAUGGGUCAAAGGUCAAGGUCACAGUGACUUGAAUGGUAAAAGGUUGUUCAAGUGAUAACUCAAUAAUGCCUGCACCCAUGGCCCUCAAACUUGACUUGGAGGUUGGGCCUGACCAGUAGAUGAUCCCUAUUGUUUUUGGGGGUCAUUGGGCCAAAGGUCAAGGUCACAGUGACCUUGAAUAGUAAAAGGUUGUCCGAUUGAUAACUCAACAAUGCCUGCACCCAUGGCCCUCAAACUUGACUUGGAAAAUUGGCCUGACCAGGAGAUGGCCCCUAUGGUUUUGGGGGUCAUCUGGCCAAAAGUCAAAGGUCAAGGUCACAGUGACCUUGAACGAAAAAACUUGUCUUGUGAUAACUUGACAAUGCCUGCACCCAUGGCCCUCAAACUUGACAUUUAGGUUUCUUGUGACCAGCUGAUGACUCUGGAUUUUGAGUUCAUAGAGUCAAAGGUCAUGACGGUCAUAACACACUUUAUCCUCACACUUUAAUGGUCAUAAUCUUAAAACAGCAACAAAUCAGCUGUCAUUUCGGUCCAUGCAUAUUUCAUUCAAUUGUCCCUAUAAUCCUGACAACAUGGCGCUCAGGGGGGGCAUAAUGUUUGACAAACAUCUCUUGUUUACAUAUAUUUGUGUGUUAGCUAUGUGAUACAUAAGCCGCUGAGAUUUGCCUUGUGUGAUGAGUGAUGAUACAUUGUAUGAUUGAUUGACAUGUUGGGGUGAAGCUUAUACUUUAAUUUUCUACAAAAAGUAUGGUAUUUCUCAUUAAAACCCUUACCUGGUGUCAACAAAAUACUUGGGGGCCCUAUUUAUUUAAGGAUCUUAGGCUUGUCAUAUAACAUAUUAAAUUUGUAGGACUGUCACAAUAGGCAACAGGUUUUUUUCUAUCCUAACUGGCUUAAAUUCAGUUUUUACAGUUAUAUAGUAAAAUACUCUAAACAAAAUGAAUAUUUGACAGUCAUAAGCAUUUAAUCCUAUGAAGGCAGAAGUGUGCUGGGCAUGCUGGCCUCCAUGAGGGCAGAAGGGUGCUGGGCAUGCUGGCCUCCAUGAGGGCAGAAGGGUGCCAGGCAUGCUGGCCUCCAUGAGGGCAGAAAGCGGGCCGGGCAUGCUGGCCUCCAUGAGGGCAGAAAGGGGGCCAGGCAUGCUGGCCACCAUGAGGCCAGAUGGGUGUCGGGCAUGCUGGCAUGCUGGCCUGCUGGCCUCCAUGAAGGCAGAAGGCUGCCGGGCAUGCUGGCCUCCAUGAGAGCAGAAAGGGGGCCGGGCAUGCUGGCCACCAUGAGGGCAGAAGGGUGCCGGGCUUGCUGGCCUCCAUGAGGGCAGAAGGGUGCCAGGCAUGCUGGCCUCCAUGAAAGCAGAAGGGUGCCGGGCAUGCGGUCCUCCAUAAGGGCAGAAGGGGGCCGGGCAUGCUGGCCUCCAUGAAGGCAGAAGGGUGCCGGGCAUGCUGGCCUCCAUGAGGGCAGAAAGGGGGCCGGGCAUGCUGGCCUCCAUGAGGGCAGAAGGGGGCCAGGCAUGCUGGCCUCCAUGAGGGCAGAAGGGUAACAGCUACCAAAAACAGACAGAGGAAAGCACUGUUCCAUAACUCUAGCUGAAAUCCUGCAGCCUAAGAUAAUAUCACUUUGUGGCUAUGAUCAUUUACGAAACAGGCCCCAAGUUCAGUGAUAGGAAGGACAGACUGUGUUUUACUACCAUAUUUGGAAGGGGGUCAGGGCCUUUCUGAUAGGGAACAAAAAUGUCAUUUUGAUGAAAAUUAGAAAUUCCAAUUUUGCCUAGAAAUGAACAAGAAUGCUUUAGAAAAGUCUGAAAAAAUGAAACAAUGUGAUUGUUUGUUUCUUUUAGAAUACACCAACUCCUCCAUACAAUAACAAUUUUGGGGGUCCAAUAUUUUGUUGAAAUAGUUUCAAAAUAAUAAAAAAAAAAACAGAAAAUGGAAAUUUGAAUGUUACAUUUUUUUGGGAAAUUUGUUUAAGCUAUUGGAAAGGGGCCAAACUUUGGCCAAGAAUGGGUCAGAAAUAAUUCACCAGUCAGAUUGACUUUAUAAACUUACAACAGUAUCAUGAAUUAUAGCAAUUGGGACUUAACGGACUGGACACCAAAUGGUUCCAAAAUCGUUAAAUACAGUAUUUCCUCGAAACAAAGCUAAAAUUGUCAAUACGUUCUAGUAAGAGGCCUAUAAUACAUCAUUUUACAUAAUUAAAAUAAUAUUUUAUCACUGUCUCAGCCGAGUUACCCCUAAAUAAAAGCGCAUAAUGUGUGUAUUUAGCAUGUGAAAGUAAUGUGAUUAGUUCUGAUACAUAUACCAAUGCUAUUCUUAUUAUAUAUUUUAAUUGGGAUCUACAUGGUAGACAAACCCAGUUAGUUUUUUAAUUGUAAAAAUACGCAGAACUUCGAAAGAUACAUGUGUUGUAAGCAAUGUGAUACAUCAGUUAAUUAGAUUCAAUGCAUUGUACACAUCAAUAUCAAUUUUAUGUAAAUUUUUGACAAUUUCCUCUUUCUGGCAGUUGUAUCAACUGGUGUCUAGUCCCUGCUGAUUUUCCCUUUAACAUGUUAGAUUAAUUUUGCCACUGUCUGUAAUGAUGUACACAAAUCUUUCUUUUGAAUUUGUACUUAAAAUAAUUGUAUUUCUAUUGAACCAGAGAAGGUAUACUGUAUUAUAACUUUCAAAGUAAAAGUAGAUCUCUAUUACGAUAUGUACCGUAACCAUACCAAAGGUCGUACACUACCUUAACAAAGGGAAGGAGCAGAUUUGAUAUAAUGUAGAGUUAACAAGAUUUAGCCAAUAUUUUAAUCUUCAUAAUAACAGUUGAUAUUGUUACAUUGAGGAAAUAGACAGAUAUAUAUUUUUUUCAGAAUGCCAUGUUUUAAAUACCGUAUAUAACGAAGAUACCAUUUCAGUUGCUAAAUGUUGUCAAAUCUGUUUUUUCUUUAUUAGUCUGAUGCCAUAAUUAUAUAGUUAAUAAUUGAAUGCAAUACAAUUAAUACUGUCAUACUUACAGAGAUAAUUUGAGUUUACUAAUGAAAUGUUAUUCAUAACAUUUAGCUCAUUCGGAACUCCUUGGCCAUUUCCAUCGAAAAACAACCUCAGAUGUAUGCUGAUACAUCAGUAGAAGUUGUUCGUAAAAUUUUAGUUAAUGGUAUUAUUUAUAGAAGUGUUUAAACAGUAUUUUGCAUAUAUAUAUGGUUUAAAAUGAUUGCCAGUUAAGUGUAUAAUUAAAUAAAUAAUAAUAAAGACUUCCAAGAGUAGAGACAUCGAGUUUAACUGCUAAAUUGAAAUUACUACGCAAUUUACUAGUAGCGUAGUUAAAUGUCAAGAUUUCUGACAAAGCAAACUGUCCAUAUACAUCCAAGGUUGUUUUCAAUGGUAAAUGGCCCAAGUGUUCCCAAUGCAUUCAGCUAUAAGUUGAUUUGAGUUUUUAGAUGCUUUUAUUGUCAAUGCAAUGCCAAUAUAAUUUUAUUCAACUGUCGUGUAAUUUUGGACGGAAGAUGAAUGCCUGUUGUAUGUGUAUUGUUGAUUGAUAUUUUGGUGUAAUAUUUUGGUGUAUUUGAUAUGUUAAAUGUAACCAACAGAGUGUCAAGAUCGGAGCAUUGUUGUGUGGUUUGGAUGUAUAGACUCAAUCAUCACAGCAUUAUUUUAUGUUUCUUCUGUCUUAAAUUUAAGUGAAAUUAUAAGUGAAACUGUCUCUUAUAAUUUUAUUUCACCUUUUUUAUACGAAACAUUGCUUUUUUCAUAACAUUUUUUGUUAUUCUGCAAAUAAAUUGAUACACUUCAGAGAUAUGCAGUCAGGCAGCUGUCUGCAGUCUACAAAUUCUUAUGAAGCCAAAGAAAUAGCUAUUUUUGACUUUGUUUUAGUAUUGUUAAUUUUUUAAACAAGAAAAAACAGGUCAGAAAAAUUACUAUCAUCGCUGAUUUAAACCACUGUAAACACUUUUAGAUGUUUUCAUUACAUUAUCUCAUAAAUUUAGAGGAGAAAGUAAAUAAAAUGUGCAAAUCUUAAUUAAAGUUAAAUUAACAACUUAUUGAGAACAUCUGUGCGGAAUAUAAGUGUUGAAUGAUAAGGCUAAGUGCAUGAAGUUGAUGGUUUUUGAGUUUCUUGAAUUUAUCUUAUGAAUUAUGCAUAUUAAGACUGAUGGUAACCAUGCAAUUGAAUAUAAUUUACAAGAGCUGUUAAAACUGACUGCUGCAUAAAUGAGAUGUUAUAAUAAUAUUCAUUGAAUAUUUUUCUGAAUUGAAUAAUAAUGAUGAAAUCUGGAGGGAUUUUUUGUUUGUGUUUUUUCAAGUAGAUAUAAUCAAUUGUCUGUAUCUUGAAUAAGGUGUUGAUGCAAGUUGUUUUCAUCGUUCAAGUCAUUUUGUCUUUCAUUUCCCACUCUGGUGAUGUAGUUUUAGCAGUUUUGUUUAAGAGUAGAUGCCGUAUUCAUUCUUAUAAAAGUAUACUGACAUUGAAUUUGAUACUGUAAAAUAUAGCUAGAGUCUGAGUCAAUCCUGACUUCCUAAUUUAUAUCAAUUUAGGUUAUCAUUUUAUAACCAAGACAGUGUUGUUUUUCCACAUUAAAGGGAAUGAUGGCUGGGCCCUUUGAUAGGAAAAAAUAGCGUCAUAUUGGCAAAAAGGGGUAAAAUACUAACAUGAUUUAUAUAAUGUUCAACUUGCUUACAAACCUUCUAUUCAACUUACAUAUCUUCAAAUUCAUGUAUAGCACUGUCUUGCUACAUUUGCUAAAUGUUCAGAGGUAAAUGCUCCUUAAAAAAUAAUGGGCACUUUUUUUAACCCUGGUUAGGGGCAAAAUAUCUUUUCAGGAUAGGAAUGGGGCCGAAUUUCAAUCCCUGAAAAGGUCGAACACUUUGCUUCAAUAUCUUGAUAAUUUAUGAAGAAGGAUAAACAUAAAGUGAGAGAUCUAUCACUUGGUCCUAAAUGUCUUAAAUGACAGCAAUAUUUAUUUUAUUUUUGUUUAAUAUUUGAAUGUUUGGUGAUUUUAUAAUCAUAAAUAUGGCAUUGCUGAUUGAUUGCGUGUCUGUGUUUCAUCUCAUUGUAAAUAGAUAACAUCAUGGUAACAAUUCAAUUAUAUUUCUUUCCAAAUCAUGGUCACUUGUCUCUAAAUCUACAAUUUCAAAAGUGGAAUAUUUCACAGAAUAACCUUAUAUUCUGCCAUUGAGUGUGAAUGUAUUGUUGUUAUACCAGGAGUCAACUGUUGAGCAUCAACUGUUGAGCGAGGUUUGUUAUGAUAUUGAUCUAAAUAAGGACUUACUUUAUACACAAGUCUUACAACUUAAAUAGUAUAUAUUCUUAUGUCAUGAUGUGUUUAUGUCAUGAUGUGUACAUUCAACGUAAUUAGAUGAUGUUUACUUUCUGCUAUAUGGGUCAUGCAUGAUGAAUCAUGGCAAGUUUAAAAUACAUCAUAUUAGUCAUGUCCUGAAAUAGGUGAACAGUUCUAUGUUUUACAUAUUUUUACAUUAAAUUUUGUUACAAAAUAGUUUUUUUACAAAGGGAGGAUACCCCCCCCCCCCCAAUUUUCGUAUCAUUUUAGACAAGACUUAUGGUCACUGUUCAUUCUUAUAACAUCAUACAGACGUUUAAUACAAUUUCAUUAUGUUUUGGUGCCAGUUUUAAAAAAUGUUAAACAAUUUCAUGUAAGUGAGAAUAAAUAUUUAUCACAUGAGAUAACUGCAUUCAGAUAAUACAGUUUGGAAUCAUUAGUUAUGAAAUGCUACAAAAGAACUUUGAUUACGAUAAAGUUUAAGUACACCCUGGUUGCCUACUUAUCUAGAUUUCAGGGCUAAUCUUUUAUUAUCUAAAUGGGGACAGGACUUUUUUUCAUGAAAAAACACUACAUAAGCUGACAAAUACACCUUACAUAUUAUUUUGGACUUAGAAGUUUCAAGUCCCAUAGAAAAGUUAAAUAUUAUUUAACACAAACUCAUUAUUUUGAAUUGAUUUUCUAUUGCAAAACUAUAUUACUACUGUCAUUGAUUUUUGAAUAUGGUCAGUCUAUAGACCAAUGUAGUCUAUUUUUGUCACAAUUGUGUCCAGUAUACAUGUACUUAUAUGUAUAUUUGAAAUGGUGAAGUUUUGCACUUGAAUGCCUGAAUAAUAUAGUGUAUCAUGAGACUGUCAAUUCUAUGAUCUUGCUUCGUCACAUUAUAUAUUAUGUUGAGUAAAGGCUAUUUUGUCUGAA